GGGGGAGUGGUGUGGGGGGUGAGGGGGCGACCACAGCUGCACAGUCUCUGUCCCGGCGGCCCCCACCCCGGGGGUCAGGUCAGGUCGGGGGGCGGUGAGGCCUCACCGUCAGCUCUGAGCAUGAGCCAAACACCGGGACCCGUCACCGCCACCGUGGUGCUGGUGGAGAGCAAUGAGAGUCCCGCUGACCUGCAGCUGCUCAGCUCCUACCACACAAACCGCAUUGGGGACCCCCAGGACCUGGUCAAGCUCGCAGAGCAAAUACAAAAGGCUGACCAGUUUGUCCAAGCCAACGCCUGCAACAGACUGACGGUGAUCGGGGAGCAAAUCCGCUACCUCCAAGAACAAGCUCACAAGGUUCUUGAGGAAGCGAAGAGGGAUGCAGAGUUGCAUCACAUUGCGUGUAAUGUUGUGAAGAAGCCUGGGAAUAUCUAUUACCUCUACAGGCGGGAAACGGGCCAGAAAUACUUCUCGAUUCUUUCUCCAAAGGAGUGGGGGUCCAGUUGCCCUCAUGAGGUGCUGGGCACAUACAAGCUUCAGCACGACAUGUCGUGGACGCCGUACAAGGAGAUUGAGAAGAGGAACUCAGAGAUCAGCAUCAUUGACAAGUUUCUGACCCAGCAACAGGCCUUGCCACAGUGCGGAGAGCCCAACUUCCAGGGGCUGACCCAGUGAGAUAGCUGAACCAAAACCUCAUUUGUUCUUCAUCACCCCCUGGUAAAGACAUCCAGGGAUUUGAUUUGGGGCCCAUGUUACACAAACAGGUUCUUGAAAAGGGUUUAUCCCCCCCCUACCUUCUGCCAAAUGCUGGUUCUGCUUUUAACUUUUAACAAACCCCAAAGAACUACCUUGCUUUAUCCCGCCCCCCCCCCCGCCCCCCGCCUUACAAACAGGCUGUCGGGCAGAAAUUUAAGAUGUAUUCCAGGCCAGCUGAAUGGAUUGAAAUGUCUUUUUUUUUCUCUUUCACAGAAGGAGGCCAUUUGGCCCAUCGAGUCUGUGCGGCUCUUUGACAGAGCAUCACUUUCACUAAACCCAAUCACCAGCUUUCUCCCCAUAACCCCACAAACCCGUCUUCCCCGAUACCUGUCCAGUUCUCUCUUAAAAGCUGUUAUCGAAUCGGACUUCACUGCCCUUUCAGGCGGAUCAUUCCAAAUUCCAACAACUCGCUGAGUGAAAAAAUUUCUUCUAACCUUUCCUCUGCUUUUGGUAGAUAUCUUAAGUCUUUUAGCCAUGUUCCGAUAUCUGGCAUCUGUGAGCUCAGGCAUUGAGUUCUGCACAUUCUUUACAUAACUGUAUCGGAUGGAUCUGUCAUGCUACCUGGUUACGGCACAUAUGUAAUAAAUUGGAGUGUUUAAAACAA
This is a messenger RNA of Callorhinchus milii (elephant shark), 1360 nucleotides long. It is a transcript of the gene cunh1orf50, whose product is annotated as chromosome unknown C1orf50 homolog. Bases 121 to 675 code for a protein of 184 amino acids. The transcript is spliced from 5 exons. NCBI's taxonomy places the organism in Eukaryota, Metazoa, Chordata, Chondrichthyes, Chimaeriformes, Callorhinchidae. The record is from RefSeq and is a predicted model, not a curated record.